Molecule: messenger RNA, 2024 nt
Organism: Owenia fusiformis
Lineage: Eukaryota; Metazoa; Annelida; Polychaeta; Sabellida; Oweniidae
Source: the annotation of a GenBank genome assembly
CAACCAUAGUCAGAAGUUAGAAAUCUUUGAUACUUACAUUUACACCGGGCAUUUACAUCCUCACUCUACGUUAUGAAAAAGAAAAAUCCAGUCAAUCAAACGUUUACAAUUGCCACUAUACAUUAAAAACAUAAGGGGUUCUGGAGGGCCAUGCGAUCGCCAAGAGAUGUUGAUAUCAAGAUACUGAGUGUUGCAGACAACACACACACGCUAUAAAGUCAGGUUGCCCUGGAAACCAAAAGCAGCAGCAUCAAAAGCAUCGAUGUAGGAUACAUGUACAUGUACUUAGCACUUCUACUAAACAUCAUAUGAGCAGAUCUUUAGUUAAGAAACAUGUUGAGCCGAGUAUUUUACUAUUAAUAGAAUUAUUGAAUGACAAAGAGGUACCACAGGAUUAUUUUGUAUUAAACUAGAAUACCAGAUCGGAUAAGAUGAAACGGGACACUACCCAAAAUGUGUUCCUAUGAACUAACACGAUCCACAUGAUCCAAAUACGACUUAAGAAUGUCGUUGAUAGGAUUGAGGCGGCGAAGGCUGAUUGUGCUCAUUGCGAUAUUCUGCAUUGCAGUGCUGAUUGUCUUUCUACAUUUGGGGAUGAAAUCCAAGGGUGCCUUUCAAGAUGGCCAGAAAAGCCUAGAUGGACAUGACCUGGUUGAUAAACUUCAGCAUAUAUCAAACAGUCAACUGUUAUUGAACCUGCUGGCUAACAUCUCAAGUUAUCUGGAACGUCCCGAACGUAGUACACAAAUUGAUGCUAUGGCAUCAACAUAUAAACACUCAUCUACAAAGAAAGCAGCUGCAACCAAUAAACCACAAGAAAUCAACCUGGAUACUAUCCCAGUGCAAUUCAAACAAAGUAUGACUCCACGUCAGAAAAUGAUCCUCUUUGAUUUGAUGGAUAAACUUGAUAAAGUGAUGACAGAGCAGAAUAUUUUAUACCUUUUGUACGGUGGCUCCUUACUUGGCUCGUACCGUCAUCAUGAUCUAAUACCAUGGGAUGACGAUAUCGACAUUUUCGUUCCUCUUGCGAAAAAGGAGGAACUAGUACGAGCAGUCGCAACCCUAGGAGACCAUUAUAAAAUUGUGCCAGCUGGACCGAGAAUGAAACUAUUCUCUGAUAAAUCAAACAAGACCAGUAGAUUCAGUUGGAAGUGGCCUUAUGUAGAUAUUUCAUUUUAUGCUGAAAACGCAACUCAUAUCAUGGACAGUUCGAAAGAGUUUAAAAACUACAUUUACCCUAAAAAUGUGGUUUUCCCUCUACAUCGGCGUCCCCUUGGGACUCUGAUGUUAUUUGCUCCAAAAGACACGUAUGCAAAUCUCAAACUCACAUACACUACAAUGAAAAAUUGCCAAUCAUAUUUUUAUAGUCAUAUGCUAGAAAAACUAAGCAAAAAUCCAAAGCUUAGUAUGCCAUGCUCAAACUUAAAGAGAGUUGUCCCAUUUGUACAUAGAACUCUAGCCAAGACUGGGAUAAACGAGUCACUUUGGCUAAAUGAGAAAUUCAUUCAUAGUUAUGUCAUAAAUGAGCCACAAUAUGCAAUGACAGAUCCAUUUGGAUUAGAAUUAAUGCAGUGAAACCACUUUCAUAGACAUAAAAAUCAAUUAUCACUUGUAUUAUGUAUAACAACUUCGGAAAGAGGACAUCUUGUAAUGUUAGUGUAAUAUGCACUGACUCAUCAAUUGUAUUUGGUUUCUUGUAAACAUUCUCAAAUGGAAUUUGAUUUGAUUUUUGUUUAGUAAGUUUUAGUGUAAGAAAUAUUUAAUUUUAAUUUUCAAGUUGCACCAUUUAAGUAAUUGAAGGAUGUACGUUUGUUAAAGAAACUAUUUUUUUUAAAUAUCAUCUCGCUGUCAAAACGUUGUUUUACCCAUUUCAAGUUGUUGGACAUACUUCUUGAGAUUUCUAGUCACGUGAAGUCACGUCACGUAACUUCCGUUGGAUAUCGCUUGUUAUUUUCAGUCACGUGUAGGACAUGGACCAAUCAGAGUGGUUGAUUUAAAAAAGUAACUUGUUAAUGAGAGCUGAG